AUGCCGGGUAGAGGACGCCCUAAAGGGAGGAAAAGGAAGGUGACAGAAGCAGCAGAAGUAAGGGAAGAGGAACAACCACCUGCACGGCGGCUAAGGCAACCGCCUCGUGUCAAUUUGGAAGCACAACUCCCACAGGCGCCACAGAUACCCUUGCCAGACGCGGAGCUGGGAAACAACAAUGAGGGUAAUGUAAUUGACUUCCAUGAUAUCAUUACUAGGUCUCAUAUUUUGCACCAUUUAACCACAGAAACUGUGGUUCCUACGGGUAAUAGGCAAAGUCCUUCAGAUACUGGGUGUGGCUUGGCGGGGUCUGGCCAAGGUGGAGAGUUCCAAAUGGGUGCAAAUUUUGAUGGUAGCAUGGACAUGUAUAGGAAAAUUCGCCAUAGAUAUGAAGUUCAAUCCUCCGCCAUCCUGCGACACGAUUGUCGGAAAUCCCGGAAUGGUACGAAUAUUCGUUUCGGUGACAUCAUCUUCUCCAAAAAAGGAUCAAGACAACACUGCAAAUUCAAUGGUGUCGGCAAAGCAGAUGGUUUUAACAGUAAGAAGUAUCCAGAAAAUAGCACAACUACAGUUAAAGAAACCUUAGACCAAGAGUCAAUGCUGAACGAACCCAAUAGAAAUCCAUCGUAUGUGCUCCGAAAUAGCGUUUUGUGGCACCAGACAAAAGUAAUGAUUGAUGAAUUACCGCUCGAAAUGGGAUUUCAGCCUGAAAUGGAUGAAGAAUUUCCAACGAUUCCAAACGGUACACCGCGGAUACCUUACAAUAUUCACCAAAUGUGGAUAAAACAGAAUAACACCAGUUACGGGGAAAAUACUUCAGACUUAUCGGUACCCGACACUUACGUGGAUAAUAUGCAGUCUUUUAUGAAGCACAAUCCACACUGGAAAUACUAUUUUUGGACGCACAGCACUGCUCGUCAGCUCAUAGCUGAUAAACACCCCUAUUUACUCGCGUUCUUUGACAAUGCAACUGAGGCUGUUGUUAAGGCAGAUCUGAUACGUUAUGUUGCCAUAUACGAGAUUGGGGGACUUUAUGCUGAUUUGGACACAGCUUGUCUUAGACCACUGGAUAUUGUCACAAAGAAGUACUCUUGCAUGUUGGUGCUAGCCCCUUUUGAAAAUGCUGCCUGUAUGUCGAAUCAACCAUAUCAGAUUUGCAACGGAGAGUUUUUCUGUAAGCCUCAACAUCCUUUCUGCAAACAAAUUCUACAAGAAAUUGGAAGAAAAAAGUUAAACGCCAAAAAUCAAUUCGUUAUUGGACCAGGUUUCAUCACAGGUCAAUAUCGCAUCUACCAAAAUAUUAGCGAUAAAGAACAAUAUAGAGUAGAUAUUCAUCAAAAUACCACCACACCAUUUAUGUACAAAGGCGCACUGCCAGACACGGACGGGGCUGGAAUAUAUAUUCCAAACACAAGAUACUUUCUUGACCAGCCGCACCCAAUUUUGAAAGUCGGUGUAAAAAAACGAUGCAGCAAUGUGACUGCUCAUAACACUCUUGUGAAGAGAAUGUGUGCAAUUGUUGAAACACGAGGCUUUGUCAGAGAGCCGGGGCCCUUUACAUUUCUUAAUCACGAUUAUUCCUAUUCGUUCAGUAAAGUUAACCAAAAAAAGAAUAAAACAUGCAUUCCCGUCCGUGAUAUCAUUCCAAGUUUUAUUACCUAUAAAAUAAAGAGAGAUGUAUUAGGAUUGUUAAGCUAA
Molecule: messenger RNA, 1698 nt
Organism: Mya arenaria
Lineage: Eukaryota; Metazoa; Mollusca; Bivalvia; Myida; Myidae
Exons: 2
Coding region: 1-1698 (565 amino acids)
Biological process (GO): mannosyl-inositol phosphorylceramide biosynthetic process
Molecular function (GO): mannosyltransferase activity
Source: RefSeq, a predicted model, not a curated record